Soboliphyme baturini is the source of this 873-nucleotide messenger RNA. The record is from the annotation of a GenBank genome assembly. Lineage: Eukaryota; Metazoa; Nematoda; Enoplea; Dioctophymatida; Soboliphymatidae.
AUGUUGUCAGACAAAGAACAAAAGAAGUGGGCUGUUAGGCGACUCCGCUCUGACAGCUGGCUAUGGAGAAACGUUGUGGCUUCUUCCGAAGACGAAUCCAUCACCGGCUGUAUGGCGUGGAUACUAUGGGCCACUUCUUGGCUAAUAGUUUUAAUCACCUUACCAUUUUCUUUGUUUUUCUGUGUCAAAGUUAUUCGAGAGUACGAAAGAGCAGUUGUGAUGCGCCUGGGUCGGCUGACUGCUGGUGGUGCACGAGGACCUGGAUUGGUGUUUCUGUUGCCGUGCAUCGAUACGUAUCAAAAAAUCGAUUUGCGCGUCAUUUCUUUCGAUGUUCCUCCUCAAGAAAUAUUGUCCAGCGAUUCAGUGACGGUUACCGUUGAAGCAGUGGUUUGUUUCCAUAUUUUCAGUCCGGUCAUUUCGGUGACCAACGUUAAUGACGCUUUCCAUAGCACAAAGCUACUGGCGCAAACCACGCUGAGAAAUAUUCUUGGCAUGAAGACGCUUAGUGAAAUGUUGGCGGAACGCAAUCAAAUUGCUGACCUCAUAGAACAAGUUUUGGAUGAAGGAACUGAACCGUGGGGUGUGAAAGUGGACCGUGUUGAAGUGAAGGACAUUCAUCUUCCGCCCGGUCUCACUCGAGUGAUGGCUGCAGAAGCUGAAGCUGAUCGCAAAGCAAAGGCGAAGUUCAUAGCUGCUGAGGGAGAGAAGCAAUGCAGUCAAUUUCUGAUACGUGCUGCGUCCAUUCUUGAUCAGAAUUCGGUUGCUCUGCAGCUGCGAUAUCUGCAGACACUCGCAAAAAUAUCUGCUGAAAAGAACUCUACCAUCGUGGUGCCAAUCCCGAUGGAACUGUUGCAGUACUUUUCUGCUGAAUAG